AUGGUGCGGACACCGAAGGAAGGAUUAUGGGUCCAAGGGGCUCGAAAAUUUGCAGUAAAUGGUCUACCACCCCUGGGUUGCAUCCCAAUUGGUAUCACUAAGCUUCCUCCAAAUCCAGAGAAUACAAAACCAGUCAAAAACAGCAAAUGCAAAUGCCUUGAAUAUGUGAACGACAUAUCACAAGAAUUCAAUUCUUUGCUCCAGGAGAAAUUGCAAGACCUAGAGAGUAUAUUAUCAGAAACGAAGAUUGCUUACAUUGACUUUGAAGAAUCACUACUUGACGCAAUACAAAACCCAAAUAGUUACGGUUUUAACGAGGUGAACAAGGGUUGUUGUGGGACAGGACUUACUGAAAUAGGAAUAAACCGCACCGGAACAACUCCAAUUUGUGUUGAUGCCUCGAAGUAUGUAUUUUGGGAUGCAGCACACCCAACAGAGAAGACCAAUGAAAUCAUCUUCACAAGCAACCUUCCAGCCAUUGAUGACCUAAUUGGGAACUAA
Molecule: messenger RNA, 501 nt
Organism: Rhododendron vialii
Lineage: Eukaryota; Viridiplantae; Streptophyta; Magnoliopsida; Ericales; Ericaceae
Product: GDSL esterase/lipase At5g45960-like
Exons: 3
Coding region: 1-501 (166 amino acids)
Molecular function (GO): hydrolase activity, acting on ester bonds
Source: RefSeq, a predicted model, not a curated record